CCCUUCAAAUCUCAAGAAGUCCACAAGUCUCUCUCUCUCUCUCUCUCUCUCUCCAUUAUUCUUCUUGUAGAGAGAGCUUUUAUGGCGGUGGAGCUCAUGACUAGAAACUACAUCUCCGGCGUCGGAGUCGACAGCGUAGCCGUACAAGAAGCAGCUGCUUCAGGUCUCAAAAGUAUGGAGAAUUUUAUUGGUUUAAUGUCUCAUGAAAGCUUUAACUCCAGUCAACCAUCUUCUUCCUCCUCCGCCGCCAUCACCGAUCUUGAACUAGCUCGUAAUACAACGGCGGACGCGGCGGUCUCCAAGUUCAAAAGAGUCAUAUCUCUCUUAGAUCGUACUCCAACCGGACACGCCCGGUUUAGACGCGCUCCGGUUAUUUCACCAACUCAAGAAAUUAAACCGACGCCGUUUCAAGCUCCGCCGCAGAUCCAUAAAGGUUCGUUUUCUUCACCGAUUAAAACGAUCGAGUUCUCUUCUCUCUCCUCCGUAACGGCGGAGUCUGAGCACAUGAAGCACCACCACCGUCGUGAAACGGCGCCAUUUGGUGCUCAAAGCCUCUCUACAACAGUUUCUUCACAUCGCCACCGUCCUUCUGAAACGGUGCCGUUUACUACUCAGAGCAUCUCCACAACGGAAACGGCACCGUUUGGUAAUCAAAGCCUCUCUACAACAGUUUCUUCUUUCUCCAAAUCAACAAAGAGAAAGUGCCACUCGGAGAAUCAUAUCGCCGGAAAAUGCGCCUCUGCUUCGUCCGGUCGUUGUCAUUGCUCCAAGAAAAGGAAGACAAAACAGAGGAGAGUAAUUAGGGUUCCGGCGAUAAGUGCUAAAAUGUCAGAUGUUCCUCCAGACGAUUAUUCAUGGAGAAAAUACGGACAGAAACCAAUCAAAGGAUCUCCACAUCCAAGAGGAUAUUACAAGUGCAGUAGCGUAAGAGGUUGUCCAGCUCGCAAACACGUGGAGCGAGCGGCCGAUGAUUCGUCCAUGUUAAUCGUUACUUACGAAGGAGAUCAUAAUCAUUCUCUCUCCGCCGCUGAUCUCGCCGGCGCCGCCGUAGCAAAUCUCAUUUUGGAAUCGUCUUGAAGAGAAAAAAAAACUUUUAAGGCAUAUGAUAUAAAAUUAGAUCUUUAGCGAAGUUACUUCUCUUUUAGUUCUGUUUUAAAUGACUGAAACUAUGAAUCAUGUAAUCAAAAACCUUCUGCGGAAGAUAUAACAUUUUAGCUAAAUUAAAAAUUCGAUUCAUAUUA
Messenger RNA from Brassica oleracea var. oleracea, 1241 nucleotides. Its product is annotated as probable WRKY transcription factor 15. The coding region runs from base 82 to 1077 and encodes 331 amino acids. The record is from RefSeq and is a predicted model, not a curated record. The transcript has 3 exons. Gene Ontology annotation, biological process: regulation of DNA-templated transcription. Gene Ontology annotation, molecular function: DNA-binding transcription factor activity; sequence-specific DNA binding. Lineage: Eukaryota; Viridiplantae; Streptophyta; Magnoliopsida; Brassicales; Brassicaceae.